Labeo rohita (rohu) is the source of this 1195-nucleotide messenger RNA. Its product is annotated as SLAM family member 5. Lineage: Eukaryota; Metazoa; Chordata; Actinopteri; Cypriniformes; Cyprinidae. The coding region runs from base 272 to 1102 and encodes 276 amino acids. The transcript is spliced from 5 exons. The record is from RefSeq and is a predicted model, not a curated record.
GCGUGCAGUCAGAACUGACUUUCAAUAAUUCAAACCUAAUGGAAAUAUCUUUAUAUAACUGGAUUAUUCCUCGCUUCUAAACGUUUUUAAUUCUUUCUAUGGAUAUAUAUAUUUUGUCACUGAAGAUAUGACGAACAUGUGAACUACAUCUGAGAAUGGAAAUUCUUUUUGUAAACGGACCUGAUCGUUGAACUUGUUUUUCGUACGCAGUCGGUUUUCGCAUCAUGUUUAGGAUACAUAUCGUUGAGUGUUUAUUGAGAAGUUCAGGAAAAUGAUUCACAGCGCAUCUUUCUUCUGUCUGUGUUUUUUGCUGUCGAAUGGUGAUACAAGUGAAGUGAUGUCAGUAUCAGUGAUGGAGGGAGAUUCUGUCACUCUAAACACGAAUGUGACUGAAAGACAGAGAAAUUAUCAGAUAGUGUGGAAAUUUGAACCAAAAGGCAUUCAAAUAGCUGUAAUUUAUAUGCAGAGCAUUGAUAUGAAUGGCAGUAAUGUGAUAUUUGGAGACAGACUGCAGAUGGACAGUCAAACUGGAUCUCUGACCAUCAGAAACAUCAGAACUGAACACUCUGGACUUUAUAAACUACAGAUCUUCAGCAACAGAGAAACUUCACACAAGAGAUUCAAUGUUACUGUCUAUGCUCCUCUGCCCCUUCCUGUCAUCAUCAGUAACUCCUCAAACUUAUCAUCAUCAUCAUCAUCAGGAUCACCAAUGUCUAAAUGUUCACUGCUGUGUUCAGUGUUUAAUGUGAGUCGUGUGACUCUCUCCUGGUACAAAGGAAAUCAUUUACUGUCCAGCAUCAGUGUGUCUGAUCUCAGCAUCAGUCUCUCUCUACCUCUGGAGGUGGAAUAUCAAGAUAAAAACACCUACAGCUGUGUGAUCAACAAUCCCAUCAGCAACCAGACUCAAAACAACAUUAACAUCACUGAACUCUGUCAGACAUGUAAAGCACCAGAUGGCCGUUCACAUUGCAUGUCAAUAGUUAUUCCAGCACUGCUGAUGGUCAUAGCUGUAGUUGCAAGGCUGAUGUACCACAUAAAGUGUAAACAACAAACAAGGUUGUUGUUGCAGCAGAUCACACUGUGUACACAAGUGUUUAGAUAAUCAUUUAGGAUCCAAAAGACUGGCAAUACUUGUUAUGCAGGUCACUUUGUUUUUGUUUCCCCCCUGUGUUUCUUACUUCUUUGUGUGUGUGUG